GGUCACCUGAGUCCGGAUCGCGCCGGCUGCGCGGGGCCGCUGGCUGCACACCCUGGGAGGCUGGGUCGGGGGAGCGAGCAGAGUCUGCGCCCGGCGCCCGGGACGAGGAAGAGUCGGACCUUCUCUACAGCCGCCUUCUGCGCCCGGCCGGGCUAUUAGCAAAAGAUGGUGGAUCGCUUGGCAAACAGUGAAGCAAAUACUAGACGUAUAAAUAUAGUAGAAAACUGUUUUGGAGCAGCUGGCCAACCCUUAACUAUACCUGGACGGGUUCUUAUUGGAGAAGGAGUAUUGACUAAGUUGUGCAGAAAAAAGCCUAAAGCAAGGCAGUUUUUCUUAUUUAAUGAUAUUCUUGUAUAUGGCAAUAUUGUCAUCCAGAAGAAAAAAUAUAACAAACAACAUAUUAUUCCCCUGGAAAAUGUCACAAUUGAUUCUAUCAAAGAUGAGGGAGACUUGAGGAAUGGAUGGCUGAUCAAGACACCAACUAAAUCGUUUGCAGUUUAUGCUGCCACUGCCACUGAGAAAUCGGAAUGGAUGAAUCACAUAAAUAAAUGUGUUACUGAUUUACUCUCCAAAAGUGGGAAGACACCCAGUAAUGAACAUGCUGCUGUCUGGGUUCCUGACUCUGAGGCAACUGUAUGUAUGCGUUGUCAGAAAGCAAAAUUCACACCUGUUAAUCGUCGUCACCACUGCCGCAAAUGUGGUUUUGUUGUCUGUGGGCCCUGCUCUGAAAAGAGAUUCCUUCUUCCCAGCCAGUCCUCUAAGCCUGUGAGGAUUUGUGACUUCUGCUAUGACCUGCUUUCUACUGGGGACAUGGCCACGUGCCAGCCUACUAGAUCGGACUCUUAUAGUCAGUCAUUGAAGUCUUCUUUAAAUGAUGUAUCUGACGAUGAUGACGAUGAUGAUAGCAGUGACUAAAGGCAUAUUUUGAAAUAUUUAAUCGGAUGUGACUAUCUGAGAAAUCAGCUCUGGGGGGAAUGUAAAAUCCUGAGCUUUCUGUCAGUUUUGCUCUAGCCAUGAAUUUGCCUGAGAAACUUAUAACCUAUGUGCCUCAAUAUAUUCUAUAGAAAAUAGGUCCUGUUACCAUGCCCCAACCCCAACUGCUGCUGCCACUCUCCUCACCUCCCCCAGCUCCCUAUUCUACAGGGAUAGACUGUUGCGAAUAUAUCAGAUAAAGUUUUGGUUUCUUAUUCUUGUUUUAAUUCUAGACUAUUUUCUUGAAUGGUUGGGAAAAGAUGUUUAUUUAACAUAUGUACUACACUGUGUUUAUUAUAUGUUCUGUUAUAUGGAAAAACUAAAAGCAAAGAAUGAUGGAAAAAGGAGUAUGAUGUGGUCAGUUAAUAAUGUUAUUCGCUUUUUUCUAACCAUCCCAUCUAAAGGUUAAGACACCAGUAACAGAAAUACAUGCUUUGGAAAUACUUUGUUUGGCUUUUUCGUAUACCAGGUGGUGCCUUAUCAUAAUAGCACUGUUGCAUGUAAUAAGCCCCUACCUUCUCACUUUUUAGUUUGUUUUAAAAAUACACUGGUGCUCUUUGAGGUGUAAAAUGAAUGUUAUAAAUGGGUGUAAUUAGAAAAUACUUCUCAUUUGACAGCUACAAAUAACUAAAUUUAGAGGUUCUUUAUUCUAUAUGAAUAAAUAUUUUUCCAUAAAAUAGUUGUGAUUACUGUAUAUUUUUACUUUUUGU
Eubalaena glacialis (North Atlantic right whale) is the source of this 1682-nucleotide messenger RNA. It is a transcript of the gene PLEKHF2, whose product is annotated as pleckstrin homology and FYVE domain containing 2. Gene Ontology annotation, molecular function: metal ion binding; phosphatidylinositol binding. The transcript is spliced from 2 exons. Lineage: Eukaryota; Metazoa; Chordata; Mammalia; Artiodactyla; Balaenidae. The coding region runs from base 166 to 915 and encodes 249 amino acids. The record is from RefSeq and is a predicted model, not a curated record.